Molecule: messenger RNA, 1141 nt
Organism: Tachysurus fulvidraco (yellow catfish)
Lineage: Eukaryota; Metazoa; Chordata; Actinopteri; Siluriformes; Bagridae
Product: snake venom vascular endothelial growth factor toxin HF
Exons: 5
Coding region: 179-589 (136 amino acids)
Biological process (GO): induction of positive chemotaxis; vascular endothelial growth factor signaling pathway; positive regulation of angiogenesis
Cellular component (GO): membrane
Molecular function (GO): vascular endothelial growth factor receptor 1 binding; chemoattractant activity; growth factor activity
Source: RefSeq, a predicted model, not a curated record
UCAGCACGGCAACGAGAUGGGUCAUGGUUUGUCACGUUACUUAGUGUUAAUACUGCUCAGCUCAACAAUAGGCUGACUAGAUGUCUUCUGUUUCGAACCUACGUGACGAUUGUGAGAGCAUCUCUCAUUCUGAGAUCUCACUCGACCUGGAGUCUCAUUUGGUUUUGAGCUGUUGAUCAUGUCAUAUGCGUUGCAUUUUCUGCUUCUUUUCAUCACCUUGUCAUUUCAAACGUGUGAGGCUAAUUCUCAGGGCUACAAUGAGGAUACCAGGGAGACAUUAAAGUCUAUAAGAGGGAUCUCUCUUUUUGUCCUUAUAGAGAAAAGUAGCUGUCAGCCUCGUGAAACUUUGGUCAAGGUAUGUGAUGAAUUUCCAGAGCAGAUCCAGUACACCAUUGUGCCUAGAUGUGUAGCAGUGAUGCGGUGUUUGGGCUGUUGUACAGAUGAGGCAACAACAUGCAUGCCUCAAAAAAACAAGACAGUCGAGUUGCAGGUGCUUCGUGUUUACUCUGACAAAUCAAAUGUAAUCAUGCUGCCAUUUGUGAUGCACACUAAGUGUGCGUGCAGACCAAGGAGGAAUCGUUUGAAUUAGACUGACUUCACUGAAUGAAUAAUGUGUAAUUGAAUAAUUUUUAACUUGAAUUUUUGUUACAUUUUAAUUAUGUUGUGUUUAAAAUAUUUAAAAAAUAAUUUUAUGAACAUUUAAUAAUAGUUUUUUUAAAUAAAAUAAUAAUAAUAAAACUAAUACUAAAUAAAAUUGCAUAAACUCUUGUGUGAAUUCUGUGAACUGAUAUAUAAAAUGCAUAAACAUAUUUAAAGGUUUUUAGAUGUACUUCUGAUAUUCUUAUUAAUACUUUUGAUAUUUUUUUGUAUUUUUUUGCUUGAUUUUUUUUAUCUAGGAUCAUUUAUAUGGUCUACACGAAAUACACAAGAUUUUUUUUUUCACAAAUAGGAAUUUGGAACAUUGAACCAUAAUAAGGACUAUAUUUAACAUGUUGGAAAAUUACUUAUUUUACUCUUGACUCACAGGCUGCAAGGUAAAAAAUGUUGGAAAAGUUUUAUUAGUAGUUGCUGGAUUUUUGAAGGGGAAAUUUUGUUUUACUCACCAAAACUGUUUAUUUUUAUUUUUUAAAUAAAUGCAGUA